Molecule: messenger RNA, 279 nt
Organism: Prunus armeniaca (apricot)
Lineage: Eukaryota; Viridiplantae; Streptophyta; Magnoliopsida; Rosales; Rosaceae
Source: the annotation of a GenBank genome assembly
AUGAUAGGGUCUUGCCAGCUGGGAUCCUCAUCAAUCUGCAUCAAGUUUGGCUACUCUGCUUCUUCAAUGCUUGGCAGAUUAAGGUGCUCAACCAGAGUUGAAUGUCUGAACUGGGUGUCCAUCGCUGAUCUCAAGCUUGCCAGAGCAUCUGCACGUGUGUUCUCUGCUCGAGGAACUUGUUGGAUGGUAAAGGUAGGGAAUGCCUUCAAAAGCUCUUGGACUUUGUCUAGAAAUUGGAUCAUCCUUCAGUACUUCGCCAUGAACUCCCCUGAUGCUUGA